GGCUCUGGGGUUUUCAGCUUCACGCAGCAAGGCGGCCUCGCAUGCAUGCGCAAGCCCAGUCGGGCCUCGCCGCUCCAGGGAUGGGCGUCAAGGGUCUGCUCAAGGCGCUCUCGGACAUCCAGCACGACGCUUGCGCGUCUGACUACAGAGGCCUGAGGAUGGGGAUCGACGCGUCGUGCUUCCUGCACCGUGGUGUGCACGGCUGUGGCGAGGCACUUCUGGACGGCCAGGAGGGCGAUGCCCCGCUCUUCGGGCCUCUGCUCGAGGUCUGCCGGGCGCUUCGGGCCGCCGGCGUGGAGCCGCUCGCGGUCUUCGACGGCGGCCGGCUGGGUGCCAAGCGCGGGGUCCACGCCCUGCGGCAGCUGAAGCGGGAGGACAACACGGCCGUUCCUGGCUGCGUCGGUCAGCGCAUCUGUGCGGUCUGAUCUGCGGGCCCCG
Molecule: messenger RNA, 438 nt
Organism: Prorocentrum cordatum
Lineage: Eukaryota; Dinophyceae; Prorocentrales; Prorocentraceae
Source: the annotation of a GenBank genome assembly